Messenger RNA from Kwoniella mangroviensis CBS 8507, 1491 nucleotides. RefSeq lists its product as uncharacterized. Gene Ontology annotation, cellular component: nucleus. Bases 1 to 1491 code for a protein of 496 amino acids. Lineage: Eukaryota; Fungi; Basidiomycota; Tremellomycetes; Tremellales; Cryptococcaceae. The record is from RefSeq and is a predicted model, not a curated record. The transcript has 12 exons.
AUGUCUUCAUCAGCAUGGCCACCGGAACUGAAGUCUUGGGUUCAACAAUGUUUAUCGAAAGCGACAGCUUCGAAUAAGGAUGCGGUGAAUGCAGAGCUCAAGCAGAUACUGUUCAAAGCCCAUGCUGAUGGGACUAUCAAAACGACUGAUUGGAGUAAAGUGGAGUUGAAUGCACUCAAGGCCCAGACUCAACGGACAACUCACGUACCUCUACCACCUCUACCACCUCCAAGUACGUCUUUUAAUCCUUCAACUUACCUGUCUUCUCCAGCUGCGGGCGGAUCAGGUACAUCCACGGCAUCGGAAAAGAAGAAGAAAAAGAAAAAGAAUGAUGGGACAGCUAAAUCAUCAUCUUUCCCUACACCCUACCAUUUCACCUCAUCAGCUGAAGAGCAAGAAGCGUUAGCCAGACGAGCAGCAAGAUUCCAGAAACCUGCCGCUUACGGGUCCGGCUCCUCGUCGAUCGCAGGUGGGGUGGACAGGUGGUUUGGAGGUGGCGAGGCGGACGAAUCGUUGAAUGGCUUAGGUAUGGUCCCUGGUCAGGUAGGCAAACGUAAGAUGAGAGGUAAAAUCGGGCUGGGUUAUACGGGAGAGGAAGUCAUGGAGGUAGAUCCUAACGUGAUUGAUUGGGAUAAGCAUACAAUACGAGGAACGAGCACAAGAUUAGAGAAGUCGUAUCUUCGACUGACAUCUGAACCUAAUCCAGCUGACGUCCGACCCUUACAUAUCCUCCAACAAACAUUGCAACUGCUAAAGAGGAAGUGGAAGGAUAAUCAUAAUUAUGCGUAUGCGUUGGAUCAAUUUAAGAGUAUGAGGCAGGAUCUAACAGUACAGCGGAUAAAGAACGACUUCACAGUUGAAGUAUAUGAAAUCCACGCUCGUAUCGCGCUGGAAGCAAAAGACCUCGGUGAAUAUAAUCAGUGUCAGACUAUGUUAAGGCAACUAUACGAACUAGGCAUAAAGGGACACCCGCAAGAAUUUUUGUCAUAUAGGAUUAUGUAUCUGCUACAUACAAGGAACAGGAGUGAUAUGGCUACUCUCCUGGCUCAGCUAACCCAGACUGAAAAAUCCGAUCCUGGAGUGAAACAUGCUUUAGACGUUCAUGCUGCGUUGGCCACAUCAAAUUAUGUUCGAUUCUUUAGGUUAUUCACUACCGCGCCGAAUAUGAGUGGUUAUAUAAUGGAUCAUUUCGUUGAAAGAGAAAGGAUAGCUGCUUUGGCCAUAAUGUCAAAGGGAUACAUGACUCUGACCUUAACGUACAUAACAGCAACACUAGCAUUUGAUUCCGAAGAAGAAACCGAUACAUUCCUCCAAGCUCACGAUGCGGCUAUCUACGUCCAGCCAGCUUCAGCUCAACCAAACAAUCCUUGGAAGUCCAUCAAACCGAUCCCAUUACAUGAGAGGAUAUGGGAUUGUCGUAAAGCGCAUGCGGCUUGUGCGGCCGGUAUCAGUAAAUAUAGAGUGGUGGACUUGAAAGGUCAAGUUGAUUAA